UGACGUCACCAAGUCUUUGACAGCACUUCCUGGAGUGGUGUUUGUUGUGGGAAAUGUCCACGGUGCUGCUCAGCUGAGGAUUUAGGCCACUGAAACGGCGGGGAGAGACGGCACAAACUACCGGGCUACACCACCUCCAAGCAUGUGGUCGCGACAGCUUUCGACCGGUAUCAGAUAAGAGAGACGAGACCGAGGAAGGACGAGCUGGAAAUAUCCCCGGACAGAGCAGAGCCGCCGACAGCACCGAGCUGUCGCGAUGUUGUAACUAAACCAUGGACAGCAGGAUAAAGGAGAAUCCAGAAAGAACAUUUGAUCUGGUUGUACAAGUGGCAUGUCCAGCAUCUGAAAAUGAGGAUCCAACCGUGCUGUGGAGCUUCCCCCAGGACCACACAGACCAGGAGGUCCUUCAGACGAUACCAAAGUUCUGCUUUCCCUUUGACGUGGAAAGGGUUUCCCAGAAUCAAGUGGGGCAGAAUUUCACCUUUGUGCUGACGGACAUCGACAGCAAACAGAGGUUUGGUUUCUGUCGACUCACCCAAGGCUGCCGGGUCUGCAUAUGUCUACUCAGUUACCUACCAUGGUUUGAAAUCUACUACAAGCUGCUAAAUACACUGGCAGACUACUUAGGAAAACAACAGGAAAAUGACUUGAAUGACAUGCUGAAUUCUCUCUAUGAUCUUCCUGUGCCAAAGCCCUUCACGCCAGUCAACCUGAGUGUGCACUCCUACUUCAUCGCCCCGGAUAUCAAUGGACUGCCAACUAUCCCUGAGAGUAGGAACCUGACAGAGUACUUUGUGGCUGUGGACAUCAACAACAUGCUCCAGCUCUACGCCAGUAUGCUGCACGAACGGCGCAUCAUCAUUACCUCAAGCAAGCUUAGCACUUUAACUGCAUGUGUCCACGGUGCAGCUGCUUUGCUCUUUCCGAUGUACUGGCAGCACAUCUUCAUCCCCGUGCUGCCCCCGCAUCUUCUGGACUACUGCUGUGCCCCCAUGCCAUACUUUGUGGGAGUUCAUCUUAGUCUGCUAGAGAGAGUACGCAGUCGAUCGCUGGAGGACGUGGUCAUUCUGAACGUGGACACAAACACCCUGGAGAGUCCCUUUGAUGACCUGCACAACCUGCCCAGUGAUGUGGUGUCCUCUCUGAAGAGCAAGCUGAAGAAGCAGUCAACGGCAACAGGGAGUGGCGUGGCGAGGGCCUUCCUGAGAGCGCAGGCCGCUCUGUUUGGUUCCUACCGGGAUGCCCUCAGAUACAAACCUGGAGAGCCGAUCACAUUCUGUGAAGAGAGCUUUGUGAACCAUCGCUCGAGCACCAUGAAGAACUUCUUGUCCAUGGCCGUCAACCUGCAGCUCUUCAAACAGUUCAUCGACGGACGGCUGGCCAAAUUGAACGCAGGCCGCGGCUUCACCGACGUGUUUGAAGAAGAGAUCACAGAGGGGGGCUUCUGUGGAAGUAAUUCAAGGUCGUACCAGCAGUGGAUGCACACUGUAAAGAGAGGAGGAGCCCUCUUCAACACAGCUGUCACAAAGGCCAAGGUUCACGCCAAGAGGGGCAUCCGGGACAUUAAGGGCAGACUUAAAGCAAGGGAAGAAGAGGAGGAGGGGAUGAUGGUCUGUGCAGGGUCUCCCACCAGCACCAAGAGCUUGUCUCCAAGGAGACUGCAGAAGAUGAGACGGCAGAACUUCAACAAGUCUCCCAUGAGCAUGGGCCCUCGAGAUCUGGGCUACGGGCUCGAUGAUGAUGAGCUGGACAGUGCGAGCAAGAUCUCCUCAGAGGACAGCGGUGACGUCCCUUCAUACACUGAGGACAGUGAUGACUCCUACUCUCUAGAAUUGGACAUCGACUCGUCCCGCUCAGGCCAGAUGAACCUGCUGGAGGAAAUCCUGGACUCUCUGAACACCACAACAAUAGAACAAGGAAAGCUCAGUGCUGCCAAGAGCCUGGACUUCUUCAGGUCCAUGGAUGAUUUGGACUACACGGCCCCGGCAAAGCCUCCACAGAGCAGUGAUUCUAAACCUGCAGAUGAGAGCAGCGAUGGGGAUCAGGGCGGGUGGAACAUGGGUCAGGACGACAGCGCCGUCCACGGAAAACACCUCCCACCGUCCCCCCGCCGACAGCCCAACAAGAGCAGCCUGAAGGUGUCGAAAACACCGGCGACAGUUCCUGCCGUUCCCACCAUCACAGCUACGCCCCCUCCACAGGACGCUGAUGUCUCCAAGUCACGCCCAGACCCUCAUCCUCCACCUCCAGGGCGACAACCAGAAAACCGCUUCUCCUACUCGCCCUACAUGUCCCAUAGAGUAACCCCCACACCGCCGUCGCCCACUUUGUCACACACCUACAGCCCCAACUAUUCUCCUCUGCCAGCUGGCCGGUCUCGGACCAUCUCAGACCCUCAGACCGGCUCUGAGCCUUGUCAGGUUCAGAACCAGACUGCCUCCACCAGCAUCCUGAGGAGGAAGGUGCUGUCCAAGGAGACGGUGAAGAACUACCAGGAAAAGGCCCUCCAGAGGCAGGCCAGCAAGGGGCAGCGCGAGGGUCAGAGGAGCCCGUCGAGGUCAACUAUGCAGGUCCAGUGGGAGAAAGACGUGUCCAAGGAGGGGCUGCUUGGACUUGGCCUGUGCAUGGGUCAGGGUAAAGGCUCAGGGGCAGCUGUGGUGCAGGAUCAAGGCCUCCUCGAGGAGAUUGAGUCCAUGUGUUGCCUCGGCCCGGUUCUGCACACCAGCCUGCAGCUCUCACAGGUUCACUGCAACAACAGUCACCACCAGGUCCAGGGAAAAGCUACAGAUGAGUCCUAAGUGACGUCAAGGACUCGUGUCUGUAAACCGCCAUAAAAUCUUCUAUUAUAACCGUCUCAGAGAACAGGAUCAGUUCUGACCUUUUUUUUGUUUUUAUCUCAAAACUCAGCCAUGAGAUAAACUUCUGAACAAAUCAGAUGCAGGCCAACACAAACAAAUAGUUUCAGAACAGAGAACAAAAGAGGAUGAAAUGAUGCGUUGCGGUGUUCUCCAUCUGUCAUCUAUAUCCACGUUUCUAGAUUCAAGAUCUUAUUUGUAAUAAAUGAGAAAGACAGCUCGUUUGGAGAAUUUUCUUAAAAAAUACAUCAGUAUUAUCAUACAUAAAGAAAUUUACCUAAAAUCAGAAAGAAAUGGACUUAAAACACUUUGGUUUGAAAUGGAAAUAAAGUUAAAUAAUCAUUUUUGAAGCAUUUAGACAUGUUUAAGUGCUUUUCCUCAGCCUCGAGCUGAGGUAAAGUAGGUAUUCUACUGAAAUGACAGCAUCAUUUUUUAAAAACAAGGAAAUUGUCUUGUGAACUGAGAUUGUGGUGCUCAGUGACCACAAUCUGAGGCCAUAUUACAGUCUUGAUUCAUAUUUCACUAGUGUACUCUAUGAAUUUUCUCACAAACAACAAAUUACUUGACAAGAAAGAGAUUUUUGCAGUGAGUUUUUAACUGGGUUUCAUCUUUCGGUCUGUAAUCUUCUAAAUUUCUGAACAACAUUUCUAUUUUCAUAUGUUGUAUUUUUCAUUUUAUAAUAUAUUCACAUUACAGAACCCCAAAAGAAAGAUGCUUGAAUUCACAUUUUGGGUAAAUAAGUAGCCGACGGGCAGUGGAGGAGUUUUUCAUCUUUGCCUGAAAGGAAUUUAGAAAAGUUUGAGUCUUUAAUCUGGAUUAAGAAGGGACGAUAUCUCCGCAACUAACCAUCAUGUCGCUCUUUAACUCGGCGUUUUAAACAUUUCACAUAAUCCAUUUGCACUCGUGAAUUAACAAAUAUUACUCGCUUAUUACUACUUGGUACUAAAAUCUUCUGAUCAGAAACAUUAAGACCAGAUUGUUCAGACUUACAGUCCACUCGGGCCUUUGAAACUAAUUACAUGUUAUGUGUUGUUUUUUUAAUCACUAUACCUUAAUUGUAUGUGAUUUGAGUUUAAUACUCUGAUGUCUUAAUCGAUAGAUACGGCAGCAGGUACUUUGUAAUCGGAGUCACUGAUACGGUCAGAUCCUACAGCAGCUCAUAGUUCUUACACCACACUGUAUUCCUGUGGAUCAGUAGAAUAGUUAAUAUAUAUGACGAGCUGUAAGCUGCUGUUUGAAUUGCAUUCCAGCUAAUAGGAUGUAGGAGCCCCUCUUCCUCUGUCUCCCUCCUCUUCCUCAGGAUCUUCAUCACUCUAUAAAGAUGCGAGUUCAGUCAAAAUUUAAAACAGACGACCUGUAAAAGCCCAUGUCCAUGCCUCACGUCCUUUACUUUCACUUUUCCGCUCUUUUCCUCCUGUCGUCUCUCAAAUUCUCUGCCUUUUGCUACUUUCCGCACAUCUAACUCUCGCUGUCCACCUUAAAUACUGGGGCCAGUUCUGGCUGAGCCCAUGAGGUUUGGCGUGGAGUUGGAAACGUGAACUUUAAAGGAUAUGGCUGGCAAUACUCCACAUUUUUAUGAUCAACAAAUCCCAUGGAAGGACCCAAACCUAACAGUGAUUUAUGCCCUUUAUUCCAUCCCUCUGUGGUUUCAGACUUCCUUCGCCGGUCUGUGGCUCCCAGCCUCAGAGCAGCAGCUGUUUGUUCCCACUAAACUUUUAAAACGGACCACAAAUAUCAGGAAUAAAUAGUGUGUUUGUUUCAGCUGUACAUUAUUAAGAAGGAUGAACUCAUUGCUGAUAGAAUCACUGUUGGUUUUGGGUUUUCUGCAGGAUCCGAAAGCUCAAAUUAUCAUCGAUCUCGUUAUCUUUUCGUCUGUCUUGGUUUCUUUCUGUGGCACACGAGGAAAUGCAAUCUGUCCGUCUGGGUUAGAGUCGCACACUGUAAUACGAUGCAGUGGUUGAUGAUUGUACUGUAAUGAAGCAAUAUAGUUCCCCUCAGAGUCGCUACAUGGAUGUAAUGUGCACAGUCUAAAGUAUUUCUAUAACAGACUCUCCUGUGGAGAGAAACGCUGCGUCCAGAGAGUGUGGCUUCCCAUCAUUCUCUGCGUCGCCACAAACCCAGAGAAAAGGGGAACGCUUUUUUCAUGUGCUUGUGUUGGGAUUAUUACAUUUAUGGUUCGUUGUUCUUAUGAUUUAUGCCAGACGCCAGUCGGUGCGGCAGUUUAAUAGCAGCUAUUUCUCCACUUUUUGAGUGCUGCUCUGCGUUAACGAUUUGCUCAUAAAGUCUUUGGCAUGCUUCUAAAAGCCCCAAAAUCAGUCCUAGUAAUUCCAAAAAGAAAGGAAAAAAAAAAAAACCUGACUCCAGAACAAUCUCUGCACUGGCCUUGUGCAUUAUAAACACUUAAAAAAAACAACUUAUGUACUAUGCAAAUAUUUAAAAUCCUCAAAAAGGUCAGUUUUCUUUACCAGUAAUUACUAACUAUAAUUCAGGAUUCUACUCAAUAAAAACACAGAUUAGUUUCUGAUGUAAGCGAGCCUCAUGCGUCCCUAUGAGAGUAAAUAAAUAAAAGACUAUUGUAGUGUGUGUGAGGUGCUGAGGUGUGUAAUGAUGGAGUGUAUGGCGUGCCUUAUACAGUAAGAGUACCACCCAGUAGGAUCACAGCACGGUCCAGUAUUACAGGAUGGAGGUGUAUGCAAUGUUUUCAGACCGCCUUUCACCGCAGUAACAAACACUGAUCAAUGUGGAGUUUAAUGAUGAACAAAAGCCCUGCUUGGACCUCAGAAACCAACCUGCCGUGAGCUUUGGGUCCUGGCGUUGUUUUUGUAGCUGUUUGGUUGUGAGUUCGUGCUGCUGCUCAGAUGAUGGUUCAGUGUUUUCUCUGCUGCGGUGGUCGGUGGGUUCUUCCUGCUUUAAGACAGGAUCUCUGGGUUUGUUUUUGUAAAUUAGGUACUUCCUUUGAUUGUACUGUUAGGUGAUUGCUUGUAUAGUUUGUGCUCUUUUUAUUCUUUUCUGCUUUCCUUUCUUUCUUUUUUAUUUUGGACUUUGAACACUUGCUCUGAGCUAACUGUAUUUAAAAAAUCUCUCAGAGGAGUUUCUCUAAUUGAUUUCCUAUCGAUGACAAAUUAUUAUUUUUAACUGAAUAGACGUGUAUUUUUGCUGGCUUGAGUAUAUUUUACAUGGAUAAUAUAUGAUUGGUGUUAUAUGUUGUAUAAAAAAAAAGACACCUAAUAUUUGAAUGUUUUAGAUUUUAUUUUUGGAAAGAACAAAAGAGAAUAUUAACAAAUGUCCCAUGUAGCCAUUUAUGUUCAGAAGCAUUUGACAACUUCUAAUCAAAAUCCGCAGAGACUGACGCUUGCUCUACGUGGUACACCUGUUGUAUCUGCAUGUACGUACCUGUUUGUGCUAUGAUUUAGCUGGUUUUGUUUUGCAGAUGUGGUCUGUUUUCGUUGGUAUUAACAUGAUUUCAGUAUUUAGCUCUUCCAUCAAACUGAGAAUGGUGGACGUUAACAUCGGUAAACUCACUCUGCCUUGCUUUGACUAUUGUGGAGUUAAAUGUAUCUGCAAUACGUUUAUUUUGUAGGAAAAGGAAAAACAUUUCUGCUUUUUUGUUUAAUUUUGUUUCUAGCUACUGUAAAUCUAAUCGUAGAAGAUUGUGGGGAGAAAUACUUGAACAGCCAGCUGCUGUUGAGGACGAUUUGAAAAGCUUUAGUAACUCUGGUUCCUUUCACACUAAUGAUAUACAACAAAGAAGAAAUAAUCGUAAGGGGAUUUGCAUUUCAAUGUCUGCAGGCUCGUGAAAGCUAAGGGUACCGGUACUCUGCUUACAAUAGAGUGUAACAUUAUCAGUAAAUAUAUAGCUAAUAUAAUUGUCCUGAAAUGGCAAAUUGGUAGUGAGAGGGAGGCGGCAGAUUAUGUAGCAGCUUUUACUGAGGUAUGAAAUAAAAACACAGGUUCAGCUUUACAAAGACAGAAACAUCACGAAUUCCCCUAAAAACCGACUUUUCCAGUGUCAGGAUCAGUACGCUGAAUGUUACAGUGAGCAUCUUUUUCUCAGUCUCUUGUUUGAGUAUUGUAAUGAUGAUUAACUCUUUGGUAUGACAUUUACUGAUUUUCUGAUGCUGUGCACACUUGCAUGUUCUCAUGACAGAAACAAUUGUCGUAAACAACUGAGGUCAAUCUAAUGUGCUAUUGAUGAGUAACUUGGUACAACUGCACACGAUGUAUGCACUGUGAACUGAAAUAAAUUAUACUGUUUCAUGCUUA
Acanthochromis polyacanthus (spiny chromis) is the source of this 7118-nucleotide messenger RNA. It is a transcript of the gene dennd1b, whose product is annotated as DENN/MADD domain containing 1B. Gene Ontology annotation, cellular component: nuclear speck; intracellular membrane-bounded organelle; cytosol. Gene Ontology annotation, biological process: endocytosis; endocytic recycling. The transcript is spliced from 22 exons. The record is from RefSeq and is a predicted model, not a curated record. Gene Ontology annotation, molecular function: guanyl-nucleotide exchange factor activity; phosphatidylinositol phosphate binding. Lineage: Eukaryota; Metazoa; Chordata; Actinopteri; Pomacentridae. The coding region runs from base 273 to 2798 and encodes 841 amino acids.